Molecule: messenger RNA, 19143 nt
Organism: Pseudomyrmex gracilis
Lineage: Eukaryota; Metazoa; Arthropoda; Insecta; Hymenoptera; Formicidae
Product: histone-lysine N-methyltransferase 2C-like
Exons: 40
Coding region: 303-18542 (6079 amino acids)
Biological process (GO): positive regulation of transcription by RNA polymerase II
Cellular component (GO): MLL3/4 complex; nucleus
Molecular function (GO): histone binding; transcription coactivator activity; histone H3K4 methyltransferase activity
Source: RefSeq, a predicted model, not a curated record
UUCCUAGUCGCGUCUCGUAUAUUCACCGACUUCCACUCUUCCGUUCGAGCAGAGAGUCUUACUUGUCUCUGCCUCAUGUGUGUGUGAGUGUGACAUUUUUUUCCACAGACUGUUUCGUCCAACUGCAACAUGUUUACCUGGCUGGGUCGCCGCCACCACCGUUACCAGUAUCUCGCCGUUGAUACCGCUAGGAUAUUCGUGUCAUCUUGUCAGCCGCAUUAAUUCACAGAUUUGCGGAGCAAAACAGAAAAAAAGCAGGAGAGAGCGUGAGAGAGAAAGAGAGAGAGAGAGAGAGAGGUGCCAUGGAUGAUGAAGAGCGUCUUGAGGGUGAAGAAGAGAUGGAGUUGGAUGAGGCUUCUGAUGGCGAGGAUGAAGAUGAGGAAACUACUGGGAUUUCUGUAUCUCCUGCCAAUUCAGAUCAGUUAAUGGGACAGACUACUCCAACUACUCCUGUCACACCAGAUGAAGUUUUUCAUGAUCCAUUGCGAUACCAAAAGUUUCCACUGCCUGGUGGCAAGCCUUUGAAUAUUCGUAGAGGGCCUGGUAGACCACGUAAAGAAAGGCCUCUUGGUAUACCUCGUGGAAGUGGUACUAGGAGGCCAUUUGGAAGAGGUGGCGCUAGAGGCAAAGGGCUUGGAUAUGCGAGAGGUAUACCACGUCGUACCAAGAGUAAGGAUGACGACACACACUCGGAGUCGCCAAGUCCUUUACGUACUAUCGGAGACGACGCCGCUCCUGACGGCGGUGGCGGCGAAUCGUCAUCGGGAAACACAGGCGACAAAUCAAUGCUGGCGCCUGAAGAACCACCAUACUUUCCUGAACAAUGGCCGGGCAAAGUAUGCGCGUUAUGCAAUUUAGGUGAGAGAAGUCAAUUGGGACAGGGCGAACUUUUGCGCCUGUCGUGUCCAACAGGUUUUAUUCCAGAAAAAUCGAUGAAUCGCGAGGAGACCGACCAUUUCGUCGAUAGCGCUGCUACUGGAGAUAAAAGCCCGCGUGCAGCCGUACCUGGAGCCGCCGUUACGUGUCGUAGGCAAAAAAGUUUAGCCAAAUGCAGGAAUACUAGUCUAACAAAUUUUACGGAGCCAGUGGAGGAGCUGACAAUCGUAGGCUAUUCGGAGGAACCGGAAGUCAGUAUUCUGUUCGAGUCGACGACCGGCUAUUUUUAUGUCCAUCAGUCAUGCAUUAUCUGGUCUAGCAACAGUCAAGAUUUAGCACCGGAAGUAACAAGUCGUGCUGUUCUUCAGGCUUCCUCCAGACGUUGCGCCUCUUGCUCACAUUAUGGAGCCGGAAUUCCUUGCAAAGUGACAUCGUGCAAUCGUUAUUUUCAUUUUCCGUGUGCCGCAGCUAAGAGUUGCUUCCAAGACAUCAAGAGCUUAUCUCUAUUUUGUGAUCUACAUCUCGGUCAAGUCCCGCUUUUGCUGAAUGGGGAGGUAACUUGUGUGCAAUGUUAUGGAAUGGGAGAUGUGUCAAAUCUAGUGAUGUGUUCUGUGUGCGGCCAACAUUAUCACGGCAGUUGCGUAGGACUAAAGUUGCAGCCUGGAGUACGCGCUGGAUGGCAAUGUGUGUCUUGUCGUGUAUGUCAAGUUUGUCGACAACCCGAAGACGUUUCUAAGGUGAUGUUGUGUGAACGAUGCGAAAAGGCAUAUCAUCCUAGCUGCUUGCGACCAAUUGUUACUUCUAUCCCGAAAUACGGAUGGAAGUGCAAGUGUUGCCGCAUAUGCACCGAUUGCGGCUCACGUACUCCCGGAGCUGGUUUGUCCUCCAGAUGGCACUCUCAUUAUACAGUAUGCGAUUCGUGUUACCAACAGCGCAAUAAAGGCUUUUCAUGUCCUCUCUGCCGAAAAGCUUACAGAGCUGCAGCGUAUCGUGAGAUGGUGCAGUGCCAUUCGUGCAAGAAAUUCGUACACGGCAGUUGCGAUCCCGAGGCCGAUCCCCGUAAGUAUCAGCAACGCAAGGAGGCGAAACCUGAUUACGAAUACGUCUGUCAACAUUGUAAGGACAUGGCUAUGGCUAGACGAAAGGACAGCAUUGAUGACGGGGACUUGAGUCUAAGCGCUUCUCAGGAGAGUCUUGAUGGCGAUUCCUUUGAGAUGGAUUUUCAGGGUAGUUCCGAGGAAGCCCUCUAUUCAGUUGGGUUAGGCAAGGGAAAACCGUUUUGCGUUACUAAGAUUGCAAAAAAGAGAUUAGGAAUCAGUGGCGGUGUUAUUGGUAGGCCAAAAGGUGUCGGGAAGCUAGGCUAUCAGAAAAGGCAGAAAAUGACUGAGUUUGGAAGGAAGAGAGGACCUAAGGCAAAAAUUAGAGGAGUUUUUGGAGCGCCUGGAGUGGGUUUGCAACGUCCAAUGCCGGACUCUCAGUCGAAGGAAGAGGAGUCUGGAGUAGAUAACAGAUUAGUUCUCUGCUCUGCUAAGGAUAAAUUUGUUCUAACUCAGGAUAUUUGCGUCAUGUGCGGUGCAAUCGGCACCGAUCAAGAAGGUUGCCUGAUCGCGUGCGCACAAUGUGGCCAAUGUUACCACACGUACUGUGCGGCCCAUCCUAAUUCUUCGGAAUUAAAGUUAAACAAAGUCAUCCUGCAGAGAGGCUGGCGAUGCUUGGACUGUUCUAUUUGCGAAGGAUGUGGUGAAAAACACGAUGAAGGUCGCUUGAUUCUCUGCGACGAAUGCGACAUCAGCUAUCACAUCUAUUGCAUGGAUCCGCCUUUGGACAAUGUGCCACAUGGUCCGUGGAAGUGCAAGUGGUGCACACAAUGUCAAACUUGUGGUUCUAGCAAUCCUGGAUUUAACUCAACUUGGCAGAAAAACUACACUCAGUGCGGGCCUUGCGCCUCUCAUACUACUUGCAUCGCCUGCCAGGAAUCGUAUCAGGAAGGUGAUCUCAUAAUUCAGUGUAUACAGUGCGAAAGAUGGCUUCACUGCAUUUGUGAUACCAUAAAAAACGAGGCCGAGGCCGAACGCUGUGCGGAAGAAGGUUAUGUUUGUCUUCUAUGUCGUCCUCGAGAUGUGCCUCCUCCUCAUCUUCUCACAAAACCUUCUACAAAAUUCGCCAGAUUAUCUCCUCCGCCUCAAAACCGAAGUCCGGAAAUAUAUAAAUCUUCACAACAUUAUUUAGUUGAGGGAACUUAUCUUUCCGAAGCUGGAAUGAAUUAUAUCAAAGCUGUAACACCGGAGCAUCAACAAACGCGGAAAAAACGGAGAAAACUGCUUCCAAUGGUAGAUAAAGAAGCAGAUAUUAUGGCGACUAUUGAAUCUGUUGUUGCCGGAGGAAGCUUGGAUAAUUCUUUGGAGGAAGGUAACAAGAUGGAAAUAGAUGUUAAAGAGGAAUCGGAAAUGGUGCUGAAAGAGGGCAUGGUGUGGCAUCAAGCUCCUCCCGAAGGUUUCAGCAUCUGUACUUCAGAGAGUGGGCUUCCUGUUUUGCGAAAGAAACGUCAAAGGAACCUGCAAAAACUAGGAAUCGGAGGAUUUUCAGUAAGACUGAGAGGAACCAGAAAGGAAAAAGAAGAAGAAGGAGGGGAUACCGAAAAGCUUGGAGAAUCUUCAGUUAUGGGACCGGGAGACGAUAAACCCCGAAGAAAACCUCAAAGAAGGAAGCCAAAGCCCAAAUUGUCAGAAUGCUAUCCUCUUUACAUGCAGGAAGCGUUUUUUGGUAAAGAUUUAUUAAUGAUGGACACGAAAGAGAAAGAUCUUAGCAGUAGCGAAUCUGAAGUAGAAAAAAAGAUUCCUGAAAAUGCUAAUACGAUUCAAUUGUCUCAAGACGAAUUGAAGGCGAUGGAACAAGUUAAAGCAAAACAGGAAAAGGAAGACGAGAAAAUUGUUCCUGAGCAAAUCAAGAGGGAGGAAGUUGUGGAAGAUGACGGAAGUGAUACCGAAGCUCUUGGAGAUAUUUUACCGAUUUCCGGAGACUUGUUGGAUAGUGAUUUAGUUAAUACAAUAAUGAAUGAAAAUGAUGACGAUCUUGCUAAAGCUAGCGAAGCAUUUGACGAAUUAGACGAUGCUCAGAGUGGAAGUAAGGAUGAACUAACGGAUAUUCUUAGUCCGCAUUUUAAUUUAAUGGAGUCAAUGGUCAGAGAUACCGGCUUACCAAAUAUGGAUAGUAAAGAUAUAGAGGAAAUAUUUAAGGGUGUUCUGACCGAUGAAUCACAGGAAUCUCAAGAAUCAUCAGUGUUUUCUUUACAAGCUCAGACUUCGCAUCCGUCGUCAUCUACUACUCCUUUAGUAUCGCCUUCUCCUCAUCCUGGUAUACAACCAGCGAUACCUUUGGCAAGACCUCAAGUACCUGGCGCUUUACCCUCGGUUGGUCAGUCAAACUUAAACUCGCCUAUGAGUUUUCCACCACCUUCGCCGUAUCACUCUGAAUACAGCAAUAGUCCACAGUUUAGCCCGGCAUUUUCGGAACCACCCAGUCCAUGGGUGAACCCCGAGGACGAGGGAACCAUUCCAGCGGGCAAUGUUACCAUUUCGAGCAAUCAAAAAAACACUCAGAGAAUGGAAAAUGACGAGCCAUUAGGCAGUGGAGCGACAAUGGCUUCAGUACUUUAUGCUAAUAUAAAUCAUCCCGAAUGGAAAACUGAAUACCCAGUGUGGUCUGAAAGAUACAAGCAAAUAUCGAAGAAGUGGCGAACGCUUCCAAAUGACCAGAAAACUAUGUACGUAACCCGAGCUCGGGACAAUCGAGCCGCUCUUCGCAAGAAAACACAACAGUUCUCCAAGGAUUCACCACUGCCAUGCUCAAGCACAAACAACAUUACUACCAUUACCAACAUAACCACUACCAACACUACCAUCAAUAUGACUACCAUUACCACUUCUACUGCCAUGACCACCAUCAUCACCAAGCCUGCUGCAAUGACGACUCAACAGCAGCAACAGCAACAACAGCAACAGCAAGUAUUGGGUCUGAAACCUGUGGAGAAGCAGCCAGGAAUGUUGAUGGCUACGGGAAUGACGUCGAACAGCAAUAGUCAACAUCAGGAGGAACAAGACCGACUAUCGAAUAGAGAUCGAUCCAGCAGGGAGGCUGAGCAGGAGAGACAAUGGAAACAGUUGCAAGCUUUACGACAGCAGCAAGCUCAACUCCAACAACAAGUCAUACACGAGCAACGCGUGCAUGCGAUGGCGAGAGUACACAGACAAAUCAGCGAAGAAGGUACACCUCAAUUGAACACUGAUACCACUAUCGGAUUAACGACGCAAUUACAAGUUUCCACGGCACAAGACACAAAUCAACUGACACCUCUAGCAUCUCCUUCUCCAGGCUCUCGCACCACCUUUGCUACGCCACCGCUUAAAGCUCCACGCGGUCUUACUCCUCAGUCCCCUCAUCAUCAAACUAUAGUACGUCUCCCCGCACCAGCUCCCUGUCGGACAGUACGCCCGGGUUUUCCACAGCCACCGUCUCCAUUUUCGCCGCAGGCGCCGCAAUCACCUCAUGAUUUUCCUCAGUCUCCCGCGUCUACUCAAACCUCCCAAGAGUCUCAUUUUCAGCGUUUUGAAGGCAAUGUUUCAACUCCCGCGUCUCCGUACUCGUCACCUCAGGCGUCAGGUACACCUCGCGCACCCGUGUUUAAUCCUCCACGGCCUCCCGUUUAUGCUCCCCCUCCUCUCGCUCCACCUGCAACAUCGCGAACUCCUGAUCCUUACAGCCAGCCACCUGCUACUCCCACGUCAGCCUCCGCUGCGCCUGGUUACCCAUCACCCCGAAGUUCGGAGACUCCUCGAACACCUCAGGAGCAAGAAGUGACUUUCGGACAACAACCGGAAGUCAAUAAACAAUUGAGAGAUUUACUGCAGAGGCAACAGUUCACUAAGAAAAUUGAAGGAGGAAAUUGGAUUCAAGACGGACAGAAUAAUUCAGAGAACAACCAACAACAAUUCGAAGCGAGUCAUGUGCAACUUCAGCAACAUCCUCAAGUACCAAGUAACAACGGCGAAGGUACCUUUAGACAUCCGCUUCCACCAGGCAUUGUCAGAACUAGAAUGCCUAUUCAACCAAACGUCUUGAUUAGAAAUCCUAUCGGAGUAAAUUCACGACAUCCUGUAGCAGGAAAUAUUCAGGGUUCGACAGAUCAUCGCACUAGAAUGCUACUACAGAAUAGGCCGCAAAUAGCUGCAAAUAUACAGCAUCAAUAUGCUGUAACAGGAACUCAGAGUCUGCAAACACGGAUGCCAGCAGCAAGAAAUACUAUUUCCGAGCCUUAUGAUAUUUUGCAGCAACAGAGAUUUACAGAUGCAAAUCAGACGCAAAACCUGAACCAGCGUGUUGCUCGGACGGCACAAGAUAAUCUAAACCAAAGUAUUCGCAUGUUGAGCACUGCCCCGGGAAUAGUUCGAACACCUCUUAUACCUACUACGAUAAGUGAGACUACAGCAGUGACUACUUCAGAAGCGUCUGAGAUACCCGAUAACGUGACAGCCGAAUUGGAAAAGUUAGAGCAAGAAGGAGCGGGACCGAUGGUUGAGGUGGAAGGUGUCAGUGCAAUAUUAGGAGAUUUAGCAGAUGAUGAUGACGAAUUACUUGCCGAAAUGGGAGCGGAUUUCAACAUUCUGGCAUAUGCCGAUCCCGAAUUAGCUAUUGUGGGUGGAGAUAAGACCAACAUUCUUGAUCUGGAUCUCGAGCAAGUUGAGGUCGAUCCGAAAGACGAAAAGCAAAAGAAAGAAACCAAGGAUGAAGAUCAGAAACCGGAAUUGACCGAUCCGUCACCUGAAAUUGCCGAUCCCAAUCCGGUAGCCACAAGUCUGACAUUGACGGAAAAUUCUAAUGUGCCGACGAUGACAUCACCGCAGGCAACGUCACAAACGAUUCAGGCGCAAGUGGUGCAGCAGCAAAUACAUCAGCACAUGCAACAACAAGCGGCUUUGGGACGUCCGAUGCCGCCUGGAACAAGAUUAGUGGCAGGUGAUGGAGUUGUAGGAGUAGUGACUUCUACAAAUACAGUGACUGUAAGCUAUCCGUCCAGCUUUCCCGGACAUCCGCAGAGAAUAGCACAAACCCAUAUACAAGUUACACAGCAACAACAACAGCAGCAACAACAACAACAACAACAACAACAACAACAACAACAACAACAACGACUAGGUAUGCGAAUGCCAAAUGUGGCGGGAGUACCAAAUGUACCAAGCAGAGUGGUCGCUGUAAAUCACAUGAUCAGCACUCGGAUGCCGCUGGCUCCUCCACCACCGCCACCGCCACCUCCAUAUCCGGGACCGCCACCUCCCUAUCCAGGACCGAUGCAAAUGGGGCUGUGCCUAGGUGGUGGUGGGCGAGGUAUGACGCGGCCCCCAGUCCAUAUGACGGGGCACCAGAUACCGGUGGCGGGCCCGCCGAUGGGCCCUUUGGUGCCACAUUCUCACCGAAGACCUUUGCUUCUGCAGUCGUGUUCACAGGAGCAGCCGUUGUUGCUAGAAGAAUUACUGGAACAAGAGAAACGCGAACAAGAGAAACAACAGCAGCAACAGCAACAACAACAGCAGCAGCAGCAAACUGAGAAUACUGCUGCAGGAGGAAGUCUUCUGAGUGACAGUGACUUUGAAAGACUUAGAGCUGAUGUUUUGGGCACAACAUCACCUCCACAAGGUAUGGCACCUGUGAUCAGACCACCGUGUACGGCUAGACCACCUUCAGCACCCGGUACCAGCUGGCAGCAAAGCAGCGUUGCUGCUAAUGGAACACCAAAAUUAGCAACAGCUCAAGUGGGAGCGAGACAGCCAAUUGCCACGCAGACACCACCCGAACCGAGAGUGACUACAUUUACCAUUCCCCAAAUACCGGCACCACCAACUCCGCCAGAAAAUAUAGUUACCGAACAAGAUCGACAAAUUCAACUGCAAUAUGAACAUUGGCUUAAUAAUCAACGUCAAAUAUUGACGCAACAAUUAAACUAUUACGAGACAGAAGUUCAAAAACGCCGUAAGUCAAAAAAGUCGCUUAACAGCAAACAACGGCAGCUUCGCAAAUCCGGUAACGAACUACAAGAAACCGACUCCGCGGAGCUUAAACGCGUUACUAACGAACAACAAAUUCUUCAGAAACACUUAGAAACCGCUCGAAAACAAAGCCGCCAACAUGGUGCAUUAAUUCAAGAAUAUCACAACAAACAACAGCAACGACAGAUUCAAUCCCAACCAAACGAAUCUUGUUCUCCACUAAUGUCACCAUCCCAGCAUUCCCCAAUGCAUUCUCCAGCAGCCUUAGUUUCCCAAAGUCCUGGUCCUAGUAUGAUUCAACAUUCACCAGCGACGCCAUCAAUUGUUCAACACAGUCCAGGUACACCGUUACUUCAGCAUAGUCCAGGUAAUCCUCAAUCAACCAAUCCGGGGACAAUGUCACCUCAUAACGUCCAGCAACAAUCCCCAAGAAUUGGUACUCCUCAAGGUGAUGAAAGUCCUUUUAGUCCUGGACCAUUACCUUCGCCGGGCUUAUGCAAUCCCAACUCUACGCGAAUGACAUCCCCACAACAUAGAGCUAUUAUUAGUGGAAGAUUGACAACUUCUCCUGGUGCUUUUACGCCAGAAACGCGAAAUCAGCAACAAAUGAUUGCUGAUCAGAGUGUAAGAGUUCAUAAUUUAACUCAGAGAUUUGUUAGGCCACCAGAAGGAGCACAAAGAAGAGGCGGAAUUUAUAGCGCGCAACCUGGACAGCAACAAUUACAAUUGAGUCAACAACAGCAUCAACUGUUGCAGAGACAAAUAAUACAACAACAUGAAAGUGUUGCUCAAGAUCAGGGACAAAGUGUUAUUGCAGCUCGAGGAACGUUACAACGGCAGCAGGUUCUUCAGCAACAACUUGAAGGUGUUCCGAGACAACUUCUUCAGCAACAGAAUGAUAUUUCUCAAGAUGGACAAAAUCUUGUUGCUCAAAGAAAUUUACAAAUAUCUCAACAAAGACAGAUUCUUCAACAUAAUGAUCUUAUUACUCAAGAUGGGCAGAGUGUCAUUGCUCAAAGAAAUUUGCAAAUAGCUCAGCAAAGACAACCAAUUAUUCAGCAACAGCAACAACCGCAACAAGAAAAUAUUUCUCAAGAUGGACAGAAUGUUGUUCAGAGAUCAAUUCAAAUAUCUCAGCACCGACAACAAAUUCUUCAACAACAAAUUCUUCAGCAACAACCUAAUAUUUCUCAAGACGCUAUUUCUCAGGAUGGACAAAAUUCAAUUAAUCAGAGAUCUUUACAACUGAUGCAACCGCAACAACGACAGAUUCUUCAACAGCAACAACAAAGUGAUCUUUCUCAUGAGGGACAAAAUGCGGUUGCGUCUCAAAGAAACUUACAACAGAUAAAACAACAGAUUCUUCAACAGCAGCAACAAAUUCUUCAACAACAACAUGAAGGUAUUUCUCAAGAAGGACAGAAUUCUAUUGGUCAAAGAACGUUACAAAUGGUUCAACGACAACAGAUUCUUCAGCAGCAGCAACAACAACAACAACAACAACAACAACAAGAAAGUAUUUCUCAAGAUGGACAAAAUGUUACUACUCAAAGAAACUUACAAAUGACGCCACAGAGACAACAAAUUCUUCAACAACAGCAUGAUGCUGUUUCUCAGAAUAUAUUUCAAGAUGGACAAAGCGGUGUUGCUCAAAGAACAUUACAAAUGCCUCAACGUCAAAUUCUUCAUCAACAACAGCAUGAGUGUAUUUCUCAAGAUGGACAAACUGUUGUUGCUCAGAGAAAUUUGCAAAUAAAUCCACGACAACAAGUUCUGCAACAACAAAUUUUACAACAACAAAUUCAACAACAGCACGAAAGUAUUUCUCAAGAUGGACAAGGUAGUAUUACUCAAAGAUCAUUACAGAUUACGCAACAACAACGACAACAAAUUCUUCAACAACAUCAGCAACAUGAAGCUAGUUCUCAAGCUAUAUCUCAAGAAGGACAAAAUGCUAUUGCUCAAAGAACACUACAAUUGGCUCAGCAACGACAACAGAAGUUGCAUCAACAACAACAACAACAACAACAACAACAUGAAACUCAAGAAGGGCAGACAACUAUUGCUCAAAGGACGCUUCAAGCAGCUCAACAACGUCAACAAAUUCAUCAACAACAGCAACUUGAAGGUGUUUCUCAGACUAUUUCUCAGGAAGGACAGAAUUCUAUUCAUCAAAGAUCACUUCAGAUAGCUCAUCAACGUCUUCUCCAGCAACAGCAACAACAACGCCAAUUUCUACAGAUGCAUCAGCAACAACAGCAACAACAAAAGCCGCCUACUUCGCCGAUGGUAUCUCAGCCAGCAAAUUCCCCUAGUCCACAGCUUCAUCAGCAACUUCAGCAAGGAUAUGGCCAACCUCCAAAUUCACCUAUGGUGCAGCAGGCGACUAUGGGGUCUCCAAUGCUUCAACAACAGUUGAAUCCAACUUCGCAACCGCCUAGUCCAAUGAACAGAAUUUCGCCCAUGCUUCAUGGCGGUCAUCAUCACUCUUCAACAUCUAAUCAACCGCCUAGUUCACCAAUGAUGCCUAGAAGUCCUAUGGUGGCUGGAUCACCGAUGCAGAUGCAGCGAAGACAAUCGACCGGAAAUAGCCCCGCUAUGCCGGACAGACCUCAGAGUGUGGAAAAUCCUGGAACUCCAAGAGCACCUCAUACUCCUCAUAGUUAUGUUCAGCAAACCACUAAUUUAACAACUUCAAGUGAUCAGCAGCAAGUUUCUCAGCAAAUUUCUCAGCAAGUACUGCAAGAACAAUCGUUAUCAGAAAAUUCUAGAGGUGGUGGAAAUCCCAAUAAUCCCCUAAACCCGGUUCCUUAUCCCAAAUCUGGAUAUAUUAAAUUGGGAUUAAGAGGUGGUUCACCGAAUGAUGUAUAUUCACAAGUUUCUUUAUCAGAAAAUUCUAUCAAAAGUGAGAAAAGUUCAAAUGACGUUGCAGAACGUUCUCGUCCACAAUUUCCUUGGUUUAAGAGAUUUGGAUAUUUUAAAUUAGGUUUACGAGGUGGAUCACCGAUGUGGUCAAACAAGGCGGAAAAUAGCAAGGGAUUAGAAACACCUCAGACAAAAAGAGAUCAAUCAACAGAAGAGAAACCAAAUACUUCAUCAAAUCGGAAAAUAAGUAGAGUUGGUUCGUUGGUUUGUGCCGAUUAUAAUGACUUUGAUGAUGAUUCGCAUACACCACCGCAAGCUUCACCAACAAUCUUAGAUGUAAAAUCAGGUGGUCAAGGCGCUUCUUUGAUUUCCUCGACUUUAGACAAUGGAUCUUUAACCUUAGAAAGUCCUGGAGAGAAGCUGGAGCAACUUCCAGACACGACGGAUUAUGAUGAUGAUAAAACCAUUGUCAACACUGAAGUUACCUUGAGUUCUACAGCUCAGCGAGAUAGUGAUGAUAUCACUGUGAUCGAACAGUUCGGCGAUUCAGAAUUAGUGGACGUUAUAUCAGGUAGUCUAGAAGGUGAUAUGCAGGAAGAAUAUGUUCUUUUUGAACCUGGAAUGGUAGUAGAUCUCUCCGCUGAUAGCAAUGAUUCACUCUGCCACGCUCUAGUGAAUGAUGCUGGUCAGGGUCACGACUUGGUCCAAAUUUUGGAGAUUGAAAAUCCCGAAUCACACUCGGAAGAACCAAUUUUGAGCGAUGAAGAUCUAGUUCCGUCUCAUAUGAAAAAUAAGAAAGGUCUCAGACUCGAUAUUGUGAGAACUUUACAAUCUGGAAAGAAACUAGUCGCUGUUACUGAUACUCCUGAGUCUCCAGAUCAGGAGGAACUCCGAGUAGAACCUUCUCCAGGUCCCUAUUUAGAUCAUUCUCCUGAUCAGGACCUCAUGUCCUUAGUAAGUGAGUCUGAAGUGGUUAUUAUUGAUCCUACCACAAAGUCUCCUGAAGACAAUCUUUCUAAGGGUUCUUGCGAUGAUGAGAUUGAAAAAACUGAUUCCAACGGGCAAACUAAUGUCUCUAAAGAGAAUGCAGAAAGCUUAGAUGAUCGAACCAAGUCUUCGAAACAAAGCAAGAGUCCUACGAACUUUAUGUUUUCGGAAAAAACAGCCUAUACAAAAAUUCCUGUUCACCAAACAAAUGUUACCACAAUUACAAUUUCGAAACCGGCGAUAUCGUUAGUAAAUACUGUACUGUCUAUAAAUUCAAUUCCAAAUUCUACUAGUUCUAAUACUCAAAUGAAUCAAAUCUUAACUCAGCCAAUCACAAUAGAAGCAAAACCAGUUGGUCAGUUUGACUCGAAGGAAGCUUCUUCAAGUUCGAUUAGUAAUCAGAAAAAUGUCACAUUGCCGUCUACGAUGGCAAGUAUAGUGGCGGAUGCAAAACUUGCCGCAAAGCUUAGUCAAACAGCUUUGGAGAGUAUUUCUAAUUCUCAGCAAGGCAAACCAGACACGAAAGUUCCGACAGUCAGCGAAACACCGAAAAUAUUAUCUUCUAGCAAACUUUGUGCAAGCUCAAGUUUAUCAAACGUAACGGAAUCUCUAAAUAAUCCCACAAAGUUAGUACUAAAUGUACAACCAACUUCUGUGACACUGUCGACUCCGAAGAUGUCGAUUCCAGACUUGUCGAUAAAAGAGAAUAUUUCGAAGAACAUAGAGAAGCAAGCAGAAAGUCAGGAAAACGAUAUGAAAAGAAAAAAAGAGGAAGAGGAGAUUCAAGAUAAAAUCAAGAAUGAGAACGAUUCUCUAGAAUUAUCGGAUCUUUCAGGAACUAUUGCUGAGGAAAAAAAGAGCGAUCCGUUAAAUACCACGGACGAGUUGGAAAGUAUGUUAGAGGCUAUUCACAAUCCCGCAGAAAACGCUGAGAACAAAAAUGAUACUCCAACGUCGACCUUGAAGAGAAUGUCGCCCGUUACUGAUGAUCUAUCGCUUGUAAAUAUAUUAGAAAAUGAUACUGAAUCAGUAGAAAACGACAAAGAACAGCUCUCUUCAGGGUCUGACUCUCAAAAAGGUACGAAUAAAUCAAAAGAGACCGAAAAAGACAUCGAAGAAGCUAAUACCGACAAAAAUGUUCUUUUAAAUGAAAAGAACCAUCAGGAAAGUCUGUGUACCGAAGCAGAGAACUCUAAACAAUUCCUUUCGGAUUCUUUGAGCGAUGAAAAAACUUUGCUGGAAGACUCUUCUGAUGAUCUGUUGGACAUUUUGCACAAUAUUAUUUCGUCGAAGCCGGAAAUGGCGAACAGUGGCGAACUAAAAUCUAGUAUUUACCAGAUGCCAACUCCAAAUAGUGGUGAACUGAAGUCUAGCAUUUACCAGAUGCCAGCUCCGUUGGAUACUUUACCUUUGAACAUUCUUCAAGAUUCGAUCGACUUGGAGCAAGAAAAUUUCGAAAACGACCAACAAAUUCCUCCGACUGAAACUAAAAAUCAAGUAAAAAAUCAAACUUCUGAAGUAAAGAAGAGUUCUCCAGCGACAAAUCAAACUUCUACUUUGGUGGUCAGUACUGUGGCGCAGUUGCAAAAGAGUACAACUACUGUUCCUCAUCUAUCACCGCUUUCGAAGCCGACAGAAUUAACUUCGAACGUAGCCAACGCGUCCAGUCAACUAAUGACUUUCUUAUCAUCCUUUCAUACCAAUCAGACAACGGGGAAUCAAACCACAGUAGUCACUAUGGUUUCUCCGGCCAAAUCUGGGAGUGUACUAUCGACUUCUAGCACAAUGUCGACUUUGAAUUCAUCAAAUAAUAUUCCGAAUGUAGUUGCGACAUUGGCUAGAUCAGAUCAAGGUCGAUCUCAAUCAAACGUGACUAGCGCUAAAGAUAUGGAUUUUAGUAUGAAAGAGCCACCUAAGGAGUCUAGCGGAGUUGUUACUGCGAUUUCGAAGGUCGGUAGUAAUGAGCAGCAGGUUUUUCGGAUUGCUUCUUCAGCUGCAACUCUUCAAUCCACUUCAGUUUCGAAUCUUUCAAGUACUUCUUCAGCAAUUAUAACAUCUAGAACAAUUGCAACUUCUAUCUCAAUCACCUCGAACGCCAUAUUAAAUACCAUGCUGACAAGCUCGACCCCUUUAAAAUCUUCAGUUGCUUGUCAUAGUCGAAGUAAUACGAUACCAACUCAGUCUGCCAAUCUUCUGUGUUCUGUUUUGCCUUCGACUUCGAUACAGCGCUCUCAAGGCCUCCAGACGAUUGUUCAAGUCAGUUCAGGAUGUUCAACUUCUCGAGUAUUGGUGAAUACCACUUCAACUGUGACAAACUCAAUGCCAACUCAGUGCGUUAGGACUAACAUGCCACCCUCAAUGACUUCCAGCGGAGUUCCCGCUAGCAUCCUUCAAUCGACGUUAUCACAAACAAGUCCUUCGACUUCUAAUCAAGGACAGUACAAGCCUUCAGGUCUUCUACCUAUGGACAAUAAAAGUAACGAACUUAAAAAUCAAUCUGUGACACCAAAAAAAGAACCUGAAGAUUCCGAAAUUCAAGAAAAAAGAGAAAUAGAAGGUAGCAAAAAUUCUUCUAGUUCUUUACGAUUAGAAGAAUCCCAGAAUGUAUUGUUGAAGCAACUAUUACAAAACACAAAUACAAAUACAGGAUGUGCCAUUCCUGCAGAAGCAUUACAAGGACCAGGUCUAUCAGGAUGUCUUUCGCUGGAAGCUCAGUUAGCCAUGCCUUUUUUGUCACAACCAUUUUUACGUCCUCAGCAAGAAGUCCUGAGCGAAUUAAAGGACGAAAGACCAAAACCGAUAAAACACCUUCUUUUUACAAGGGAAACUUCUUUCUUGUCACAUUCAGUAACACCUGUGAAUCAAAGUUCAUUAAAUAAGGAAGAACCACCUAAACCUCCAAUAUCUAGUUCAAUCCCGAUAGCAGCACAAAAAGGACAAACUGAGAGUUCAAAGCAACAAGCACCAACAAAAUCAAUUCCUAGUACUUCAGCAAGUUCUUCAGCAAGUUCUUUAGUAAAUCAACAACCUGUUUCUUCGACGGUAACAAUGGCAAGAACAUCUCCGAGCGUUUCUACAAAUCAAGAGACUUCUAGUGGCGAUCAGGUUAAGUCAGGGACUGGUAUAAGCGAGGGACCUCCGACUCCACAACGCGUCGCCGUGCAAAGUAAACCAUUAGUGACUACUGGAAUGGCAUCGAAGACGAUGCCACUACCGACCAACAAUUCCAGUAAUAUUUCUCAGACUCAGAUCGAGCAGCCUCAAGUGCAAAUCACACAAAAACCGAUAGUGGCUCAAAAACCGAUUUCUUCUUCAUUAUCAUCAUCCUCUUCUUCUUCUUCGACUUCCUCUGUUCAACAACAAUCUGUUCAACAAGUGCCUCAUAGCCAAGGGCCCAUUGCAGGUCCACCACAAACCGUUACGGUGCCCGCUGUUCCAUCGGGUUCCAAUGCAGUGCCUUUGGUCGAAGUGAAGAAAGAGGUUGGCCUUGAGGAAGUUCUAUCAGCUACAACGCCAACCAGUCAAUUGCAGACUGAUACCAAAGACUUUCUUACUGCCAAAGAAGAGCUCAUGGACAGUGUAAUGGAUGAUAAAACUGAUCUCAAAAAGUUGAAAAGAAGACAAUAUCAGCAGAAACGAAAACAAAGCCAAGGCAAAGAUGCCACAACUGCGCCUCAGAAAAAACGGUCUCGCAAGAUCUCACGUUAUGACGAAGACUACGACACAUUUGUGGAUAAUCUGAUGGCACAGUUGCGACAGCUACCACCAAUGACAGUGCUGGAACCUCUUCUGGGACGCAACUUCGGAGUAUGUCCAAUUUUUGGCUGUGGGGAUCUUACAAAGAUCGGAAGUCAGAAAGAUUAUAACGCGAGAACUGGCGACUUGAUUGGAGGUUACGGUUCGGCCAGUUUGCCUGGAGUUUCUGAUCACUACAAUACGCAACCUUUCGGAGAAUUAGACCCCUUACCACCUCAGCAGCCUUCGAUCACGCAGAGAGGAUUCUAUGAACAAGAGUUUCCGCCUUUGAAGUUGGAUGAUUCUGAUGAUAAAAAAGAAAAUAUGACAAUGAAUCGCGAUGUAGAUUCUCCGGAUACCAUCGUGAGUUCAUCCUCGCCUGAAUGUGUUAUACCAGAAUAUAUGCAUCGUUUCCCCGGAUUGCGACUAAUUGAAGAAGAGUCAGACGAAGAUGCGGACUGGUUGAAACGCGUGUCACCUGCCAUACCUUUGAUCUCGCCUAUACCAAUCAGAUUGAAGCCUGCUUAUUCGAAAGAUGCAGCUAAACAAGACAAAGAGAACCUUGGAAUGCCCAAACUUGGCAAGUCUCCUCCGAUUCCUUUACGCGAAAAUGGAAACGUCACCGUCACCUUAACACUUAAUAGUCAAGCUGCUGAUGAUAUUAUGGGUGUACUUAAAGACCUCGCUAAUAUUCUGAAUAUAGCACCACCCUCUGGUUAUCAGAUUGUUGAACGCACCACCACACCUCCCAGUCAAAAACUGGGAUUGUAUAGAACAAAAGGAAAGGACGGUAAAGAAGGUGCUCCAAUUGAUAUACAAAGCAUCUUGAACGGUGCGGCGAAGUUCUGCCGCCAUUGUGACGUUGUGAUUCUUAAUAGCUUGAUUCGGAAGAAAGUGUCGGAUUUGCCAUUCUUAAGCAAAGAAGAAGCUGAACCUGGUGACGAGCUUUGUUUUUGUUCGGUGGCUUGUUACAUGCAAUUUGCACUUAUGCAUCGAACACCUACCAACACUCAGGAUAAGGCCGCGACUAUAGUAGACCAUAUAUGUUCUAAAACAGAACCUUUGGAAGAUGAUCUGAAGAAUGUAAAGAAAUUCCCUGUCAAGCAGUUACAACAGCAAGAAAAAGUCAAAAGCAUGGAAAUAGAUAAUGGACCUGCUGUAGAUAUCAAAGUGAAAACUGAGAAGCCAGAAAAUACGGAAAACAUGGAAAUUGAUGAGAAACGAGCUAAGAAGCAUUCGAUUACUGAAGAGACUAAUGAAACUGAGCCGCAACCUCCUGCAAAAGUUUGGAAAGGUGUGAAAUAUAAAAUAUGGUCGGUGGGAAACAUGCAACCUCCUACUAAAUUCAAAAAACCCACCGAAAAAGAACUAACUGAGAUGCUAUUUCGCAUGGGAAUCACUGUAAUGCCCGUGAAAUGCGAAGACAGUCGUCGUUGCAUGUUCUGUCAGGGUCAAGGUGACGGACCCACCGAUGGACCAGCUCGACUACUUAAUUUUGACGUAGACAAAUGGGUGCAUCUCAAUUGCGCGUUAUGGUCCGAAGAUGUGUACGAACAAGUAAAUGGCGCGUUUAUGAACUUGGAUACUGCUCUGCAGCACAGCCUCGCUCUGAAUUGUAUUGUUUGCGAAAAACCUGGUGCCACAGUCAAAUGCUUUAAGAUCAGAUGCACCAAUGUCUAUCAUCUAGGAUGUGCUGUUAAAGAUAACUUAGUUUUUUACAAGAAUAAGACCACUUUCUGUUCCCAACACGUCCAAAAGAACGAGAAAGAUAACGAAUUGACCACGCUGUCAGUUUAUCGUCGCGUUUAUGUCAAUCGCGAUGAAAAUCGUCAAGUUGCAGCAGUGAUGCACCACUCCGAGCAUAACCACUUACUUCGCGUAGGGUCUCUCAUUUUUCUCAGUGUCGGCCAACUGCUACCUCAUCAAUUGCAGAAUUUUCACACGCCUAAUCACAUUUAUCCAGUGGGUUACAAGAUCAUACGCUUCUACUGGAGCAUGCGCACACCUAAUAAGCGUUGUCGUUACAUCUGCUCAAUCCAUGAUGUUUCUGGUCGUCCAGAAUUUCGUGUUCUCGUCCAAGAACCUUUUCAGGAAGAUGUUGAGCUGCGGGAUGCCACUCCGCGGGCUGUUUGGAGUCGAAUUUUAGAACCGCUUGCGGCAUUGAGAAAAAGUACAAACUCUAUGCAUUUCUUUCCGAGACAUAUUACAGGCGAAGAUUUGUUUGGCCUGACAGAACCAGCAGUAGUGCGAGUUCUGGAAAGUUUACCUGGAAUCGAGACCUUGACUGAUUACAGGUUUAAGUACGGUCGCAAUCCACUACUGGAAUUACCUUUGGCUAUAAAUCCAAGUGGAAGUGCGCGAACAGAAGCUCGUUUGCGUAAUCAAUUGCCGUGGAAACGUCCGCAUACGCAACGUACAGGAGGUUUAGCGGCACGCGGAGCCGUGCCAUUUGCUUUAUCGACGUGCAGUAGCGUCGCCGGGUUAAGCACGAGCGCUUCUUCAACACUGGCGGUCGUUGCUGCCGGUGCGGGCGAAGCUCCCUCCUGUCCCUACUCCAAACAAUUUGUGCAUUCCAAGAGUUCGCAGUAUAAAAAGAUGAAGCAAGAUUGGCGUCAUAACGUUUAUCUGGCGAGAUCAAAGAUUCAAGGUUUAGGAUUGUAUGCAGCGAGAGAUAUAGAAAGACAUACGAUGGUGAUCGAGUACAUAGGAGAGAUUAUCAGAACGGAAUUGGCGGAGAUGAGAGAAAAACAAUAUGAGAUUAGAAAUCGCGGUAUUUAUAUGUUCCGAUUAGACGAAGAACGAGUAAUAGAUGCAACGCUGUGCGGUGGUUUAGCUAGAUACAUCAAUCACUCUUGCAAUCCUAAUUGCGUCGCUGAGAUCGUCGAAGUUGAUCGCGAUCUUAGAAUCAUUAUCUUUGCCAAGCGUAAAAUCUCACGUGGUGAAGAGCUUGCUUAUGAUUACAAAUUCGAUAUCGAGGACGACCAGCACAAGAUUGCGUGUGCUUGCGGCGCACCAAAUUGCCGCAAAUGGAUGAACUGAAUAAAUCAGGAUGAUCGCAAGAAGAAACAAAUGAAAGACUCAAUCUUUCCACCCUGUCGAUUGUUAUUGUUGCUCCGUUAUAUAGGGAGUGAUCCAGGGUUAAGACUUUAAGAAUCAAUAGGUCGAAGAGAACUCGCGUGGUGCUAAUCAGAGACGCCAUCACAUUCCUCCAAAGUGUUAUACAAUAUACAUAUAUUAUACAUACAUAGUUAUAUAUCGUUAUAUAUAUUAUAUAUAUAAAAAAAAAGAAAUAUCGCUUGUAUAUUACUAUUAUUAUCGUGUACGAGACGAGUGAAAAGUAUCAAGAGAGUGAGAGAAUAGAAAAGUAUGUAUGUAUAUGAAAGAGAGAAAGAAAGAUGAGUGUGAGAGAUAAAGAGAAUUUAUAUCUUUGCUUUUUGACGAAUGACAAUUUGUUGUAACAUAGAUUGUUUAUUAUAUGAUUAUUAUAUCAUGUAUAAUUAUAAUAUAUAUUAGACACAUCUCGCGCGUGUGAUCGCACCGAUUCUGUAAAUAUAUAUAUUAUAUAGGAAGUAGUUAUUUUCAAACUACUAAGUACAUGUAUGUAAAAUGAAAGAUACAUAUGAAAUGAUUUUGAAGAUUA